AGUCAGUUGAGCAUCUACUUCCGAAUUUGCUAUUGUAAACAAAUAUGAUCUGAGCUUACAUAAAUCUUUAUUAAAACAUUAUGAAAGAUUAAAUUUUUCUUCUUAUGAUUGAUUACUACUGUACUGAUCGUGCUGAAUUAUAAUCUUCAUGUUCUCUAUCGUAAUUUGAGAAUAUAUUCUUCAAAUUUAAGAAUUUGAUUGUUUUCAAUUUUCUAUUAUACUAUUUUCUAACAGAUUAUGUUGCUUUUAAUAUGCAUAUAAAGUCAUUUUUAAAGUUAUUAUUUCUUCUGUUCACAAUAGUAAUUGUCUUUGAAUGGAUUGAAUAUUCUUUGGCACCAAUUUUGAUUUGGUCACAGUUAUUUAGAUUUCCUGAUUCUGUUAGAAUAUUGGUCGUUGGUGAUCCUCAACUUUUAGGCUACAGUUAUACACCUUCUAGUUUAUUAGGCUAUGUGUUUAGAUGGGAUGCUGAUCAGUAUGUAAAGAAGACAUUUUCUACUGCCUACAAAUAUUUCAAUCCAAAUCUUACAAUAUUUCUUGGGGACAAUUUUGAUGAAGGGGAAAUAGCCUCUGAUGUUGAAUUUGUGGAAUAUUUUCAAAGAUUCCAAAAUGUUUUUUCAGAAGCUGAUUUUAAAAAGGCCAUUAUAAUUCCUGGUGACAAUGAUAUUGGUGGGGAGUUUCAACCUCCUCAGAAGGAAUUUGAAAGAAGAUUUGAUAUGCAUUUUCGGGAUGAUAUAAUUAUGAGAUAUGAAUUUCUUGAAUUUGUAAAAGUAAACUACAUUACUCAUUCAAAUGAUUACCAAGUGGCUAGUAAUGAAUCUCUGGAUGCAUUUAGGAUAGUUUUAUCCCAUUUUCCAUUAACUCCAUCAUACAGUUCAUUUAUUAGUAAGGUGAUUCCAUAUCUUCAACCACAUAUCAUUAUUUCUGCUCAUGAUCACAAGUCUGAACAUGUAAUAUCCAACAGAAAAACUGGGAUUAUUGUGAGAACUUCCUCUUCCUUAGAUUUUACUUCCUGUACUCUCAAUAUUUCAGAAGAACUUAUUCAUGAAAUAAUAGUCCCAACUUGUUCCUACAGAAUGGGUACUUCGAAAAUGGGAUAUGGUGCUUUAGAAAUAAGUAAAUCUGGCGAAGUCAAGUAUACCGUCCUCUGGCUACCCUCUCGUUUUCGACAAUUAUUCAUUUAUUUAUUCAUAUUGUGUUGUUGUUUAUUUUACGCAGUGUUUGUAUUUUGGAAGAAAAUUGUUGGGCGUAAACCCAAUUUCAGCAGGCAGAAAAAAAGUUCAAUCUUACCCUGGUGAUAUUUUAAAACUCUAGUACUAUUAUAAUUGAGAAAUAUUUUUAAAUGCUGAAAAAGAGUGAGAAAAAUUGUCAUUUGUGAAUUGAAUAAUCUGUGAUAUAUGAAUUUUUUGUCAAAAUUGGAAUGAAUUUUUCUAAUAAACAGAAUCUAUUUUUCUUUCAAAGAAAAAAAAGGGCAUUAUUACUAAAAAAGCAAUAAUCUUAAUCAGAUCUCUUAAAUGGAUUAUUCUAUUAAGAAACUUGAUUAAACUACUUAAAAAAAAUUUGAUUCUCUCUCUUUGCGGGCUUCAUAUGAAUACUAAACUGGUGAUUGAUUUUUUCAUAUGCCUGCAUAUGAAAAUGACUAAAAAAUUUUGAACGAAAAAUUAAUUAAUUAA
This is a messenger RNA of Parasteatoda tepidariorum (common house spider), 1670 nucleotides long. It is a transcript of the gene Mppe, whose product is annotated as Metallophosphoesterase. The record is from RefSeq and is a predicted model, not a curated record. Gene Ontology annotation, biological process: GPI anchor biosynthetic process. Gene Ontology annotation, cellular component: endoplasmic reticulum. NCBI's taxonomy places the organism in Eukaryota, Metazoa, Arthropoda, Arachnida, Araneae, Theridiidae. Gene Ontology annotation, molecular function: hydrolase activity.